AUGGAUCCUCCAUGGAGGCAAGAGGUAGAUCGGUUCUGUUACCAAUACCUUCAGCUAGAGUCCAUUCUUGACUAUCCUCAAGACAAGUUUCUCCGUUUGGAAGAUGUUCAGGAUGACAUCUACAAGCGUAUCUUUUGUGAUGAGACGGGUAGUGUCGGGCCCCCAGACAGAUAUCGCAUCAAAAUUUUGAAGGAACUUGUGUUCCGAAUAGAGUCUGCCAUAGACGAUUGGGAUAGAUAUGCGGUAUCAGAUGAUAUCAUGAACACACUAUCGGCACUUCUGGCCACUCCCAUGCCACCAGAUGCUGUAUCAGCGCAAAAGAAGUGCUAUGUAACAUAUCACCUGUCCUUGCUUGGGCGUGAGACGCAGUCAAAGACGGCCGCUCCACAUCCGAGCAUCACACUCCUCGAAAAUCGAAACCUAAUUGCCGCGGGCGGUACUACGGGCCACAGGACCUGGGAGGCGGCAUUGCAAUUGGGACAAUACCUGUGCCAAAAUCCGUCACUUGUCGCAGGAAAACGCGUGCUGGAAUUGGGUGCUGGUACCGGAUACCCGUCUAUACUCUGCGUGAAGCAUUUGCAAGCAGCACACGCCAUUGCUUCGGAUGGAUCCGACGACGUCAUUAACAACCUGCCGGAUAAUUUGUUCCUCAACAGCCUCCAGGACUCGUCGAAAAUCACCCUGAUGGAUAUCAAAUGGGGACACGCAUUGGUUGGCACGGAGGAUGAGAAAUGGAAUGGCGGCCAGCCAGUCGAUGUCGUGCUGGGUGCUGAUAUCACGUAUGAUGAUCGAGUUAUGCCGGCCUUGGUCGCGACGCUUUUCGACCUCUUUGGGAUGUAUCCAAGUGUUCAAGUAUACAUAUCGGCAACCGAACGAAACGCAGAGACAUACCAGGCGUUUCUGAAGGUGUGCAGACAGCGAGACCUGGCUGUGGAGGAUCUGCACGUUGAUUUGCCUCCUCGAUCGCAGCAGAAUGGCCCGUUUUUCGAUGACCAACUGGCGAUACACUUGUGCAGGGUGGCUAGAAUUUGA
Molecule: messenger RNA, 1032 nt
Organism: Metarhizium robertsii ARSEF 23
Lineage: Eukaryota; Fungi; Ascomycota; Sordariomycetes; Hypocreales; Clavicipitaceae
Product: FAM86A protein
Exons: 2
Coding region: 1-1032 (343 amino acids)
Source: RefSeq, a predicted model, not a curated record